ACCUUUUCCUCAUAUCUCUGAAUCUGAUAUCUUCUUUAUGCAAGAGAAAAAUGGCAAGCAGCCAUUCGCCGCCUUCUCCGUCUAAAAGGAACGGGAGCAACUCUAGCAGAAGACAAUACUCAGGAGACAGGAGCAGCAGCGGGUUCUUUAAACUGGGGGAGAUCAGACAGCCCAGAGACGAGGAUUUUGACCAUCUUCUUCGACUGGCGGAAAAUCAUGAGAAAUGGCUACUGAAACACGACAAGAACGGGGUCAGGGUUUGGAUGAGAGAGAUACCAGGACAGACAGUGAAAAUGCUAAAAGUCUACUGUCAUUUCAAAACAAUAACCGGUCAAGUUUUAUAUGACACUCUGCAAGACAGCGACUAUAGAACACAGUGGGACGAAGCACUUCUUGAAGAACAGACAAUUUGUUUAGUCGAAGGAACUAACAGUGACCUCUGCUAUUACUCAAUGAAAUGUCCUAACCCGUUGAGGAAUAGAGAUUUUGUCUAUCAAAGAUGCUGGAAGGUAAUUGAAGGCAAAGAAUAUAUCACAUUUAACCAUUCGGUCGGCCACCAGUCAUUUCCACCUAACAAAGAAUUCAUCAGAGGCGUAUCUAUGGUAACCGGUGUGGUGGUACGAGAAGCAGCUGAAGGUUGUACCGCCUGCUACGUCACUCACUCUGACCCAAGAGGUAAAAUCCCUAAAUGGUUACUGAAUAUUGUAGCAUCCAAGAUAGCACCACGAAUAUUUUUAAAGAUUGCUCAAGCAGCUGAGAAGUACCCGGAAUGGAAAAAAAGAAACAGGCCAGAGCACAGACCAUGGGUCGAUCCUACCAAAUAUGGAGUACCAAUUGUAUCUAUAAGUGAACUCCUUCAAUUCUCUCCUGAUACUAUUCCUCUUACUCCUCGAGCAGGUGAGCCAGAUUAUCUCGGGCCUGAAGAGCAGCUGGAGGAGGACAACGAGACUGUACCUGAUGGUAUAGAGUCAUUCCUAGCUAAUGGAGGGAGCAAGGGUAAGACAGGAAAUGGUGAAAGUAAUGUUGGGGUUAAGAAUACUCCGGAAUAGAGAGGAAUCAUAUAUUAUUAUAAAUUUAUAUAAAUAUAUAUUAUAUUUUUUCGAAAAUUAUACUCAUUAUUAUUAUUAUUAUUAUUAUUAUUAUUUUAUUGACAUUAAUUUGUAUAGCCUCAUACUAUGUUAUUUAUUUCUACUGCCAUGCUUCAUUAUUAUUCAAAUUUAUUAUUAUUUAUAUAUUAUUAUUGUUAUUAUUAUUAUUAUUAUUAUUAUUAUUCAUUUAUACACGUUAAGCACAUUUUCAUAUCUUUCUCCCUAAAUUUUCA
This is a messenger RNA of Amphimedon queenslandica, 1321 nucleotides long. Its product is annotated as PCTP-like protein. The coding region runs from base 51 to 1049 and encodes 332 amino acids. The transcript is spliced from 7 exons. Gene Ontology annotation, molecular function: lipid binding. NCBI's taxonomy places the organism in Eukaryota, Metazoa, Porifera, Demospongiae, Haplosclerida, Niphatidae. The record is from RefSeq and is a predicted model, not a curated record.